Messenger RNA from Thyridium curvatum, 837 nucleotides. RefSeq lists its product as uncharacterized. Lineage: Eukaryota; Fungi; Ascomycota; Sordariomycetes; Thyridiales; Thyridiaceae. The transcript has 4 exons. The record is from RefSeq and is a predicted model, not a curated record. The coding region runs from base 1 to 837 and encodes 278 amino acids.
AUGGUUCGCUACGCUCUUGUCGCCUUUGCUGGCUUGGCCGCUGCACUCCCACUCAACAUCAACCUGGGAGCUUACUCACCUGCUCUGGUUGUUGGUGAUGGUGAGAUUAGCUUCGGUGGCAGACAGGAUGUGUCCAAUCUCAUGAACGCCCUCGAGGGCGCCGCGGUUAAUGCUGCAGGCCAGAGGGCCAACACAAACGGUGCCGCUGCCCCGGAAACACCAGCGGCACAGCCCCCGGCUGCUGUUGCCAAUGCGGCUGAUCCCAGCCUCCAAGAACAGGCACAGCAGAUUGCCUCCCUCCAAGGUCUAGGCAAGGAGAUUGCCCCCCGAGUCGCCGUCGAGAAGCGAGAUCUCACCGGCUUCGACCGCGCCCUCAAGUUCGCCGAAGUUGCUCUCGAGAAGGGCCCCAAGGUCCAGCUCGGUACCGGCGCUGAGGGCUCCGGCGUCGGCAUCAUCGUCGACAACAACAAGCAAGCCGCUGCACGACCGGGAAAGGGCGCCGAGGGCGAGGCUAGACCUGCACCUGCCGCACCUGCCGCACCGGGUCGUGCCGGUGCUGCCGAGAAGCGUGACGUCGUCACCGGCAGCGAGGCGGGCGUCAAGCCGUUGCGCACCCGCGUUACUACCAUGUAUGUCCGCUCUGGUGUCCCUGCUUCGAUGCAAGGCACGAGUAACGAGGCCCGCAGCGUCGCGGCGGCCGUCCCCCGAGCCGCCGGCCCCGUCUCUGCUCCCAUCUCUGGCCGCAGUGAUACCAUUGACUCCCUCAACCUUAAUGUUGACGGCGAUCAAGGCAUCACGAUGACCUUUGUGGAGCAGAUCGCGGACGACAACCAGUGA